GCACUUUUCAAGUAUUACGCUACUAUGUUGACAUAAAGCCUAUGCACAUGGUUUCUUAGACCCGGUCACAUCCUCACCGGCGCAUAUUAUAAAAUCGCUCUCCGUACUGCUUUCUGACUGAACACUUGUAUAAAUCAUACUCAAUUGGCCACUAUGUGUAGCAUGAUAACAGAGCUCGGAGCUGAGGACUCACAGCCUUUGGAAGUGGAGAGCUUAUGCGUCAAGUGUUUAAAAAAUCUAAGGGUUAAACUCAGUCGACUUUUGUAUGAUCGCACUACCUUUUUACAGUAGAAUAAAAAGACGGCGUGGUAUAAACGAAAAAACUCUCAGUCAGCAUUUUCGCGAGGCAAAACGGUGGGCUAUGGGGAGAAAUUGCGAUGUUACAAAACUCUGCGUUUUUCGCCUCGCGAUUAUUGUCAUUUCGCCUCUUGCUCUGGAAGUGGCCUCGAGUUUCCCCAGGAAAAUGUUGAAUGGACACGGUAGUCGUCUAAAUGACAAAUUAGACGUCACCUGCUGACUUGACGGCCUGUGGAUUUGUAAAUUCUCAUCGUUACUUUCAUAUCUAACCGAUUUGGGUUUCGUUAUGACUUAUAGUUGGGUAUCGAGAAAUGUUAAAUUCAGUGAUCAUUUCGCGUAAAUAUGGUGUGUAAUCUCUACAUAAUAAGGCAAGUACGUGAAUAAUGUGGGGGACGCGUAAAAGUCCGUUAUGAGGCCGCAUUUCCUCAUUACUAAGCCACACGCUGAACUGUAGUAAUUCCAUACGGAGUGUAGCACUAAAGUUGUUCGCGACAUUAUGCUUUCCUUUUAGUAAGGAGUUAAAGUAUGGAAAUUCAGAAGAGACUACACUUGAAAAUGUGCAUUACCCCCUCCGAAGAGAUCUUCGACCUGCUUGAAAACAACCUACGGGGUUAAAGUUAUGAUUAUCCUUUGGAAUUAGUGGUGGAUGUUAAAACUGGAAUUCUUACAUCUUUGAACCACUAGCUAACAGAGAACCUUCGGUUGAACUAAACUUUAGUGGCGAGAAUCCUUACGGUCAGCUUCUCAGGCUGCAGACGCUGUACUUUAAGGUUUUUCAUCGAUGUUCGUUGCAUAAGCUGUUGUAACUACCACCUGUUGACACUUUUUUGUCUUGCUUGUAGGUGGGUAGGUACGUUGUUGCAGGAGGCGCGCAGAGUAGUGUGAGUUUGGUGGUGAUUAUGAAAAUUUUGAAGGGAAAAGAGGAAGAGAAAUAAGGUGAACCGACGACUCAGCAAGUACAUAGAAUGUACUUACACUGAAUAAUAAAAGAUAACUAACAAACGGUAGAGCUUGACAACGAAGAGGUGAGGCAGUCUGGAAAUCGAAACUGGAUGGUAAACGAGUGAGGUUUCAAAUGCUUUCAAUUGUUGUUGAAUUGAGAUGAAGAUUGCUAGCAAUCUCGAUUGUGAAUUUGUUGUUGUAAUGUCUUAUCCCACCUGUUACAAGAAGAUUUCCCUAAGAACAGGAUAGUUUUUCAAAGGGUCUCACUUAAUUCUGUAACAAAUAAGGGUUUUUGUACUCCACUUAGUUGUUGAAACACCUGUAUUAUCAGCUGCAGCUCUGACAAACGUUAGUAAAUCUUCUUCUAAGCGGUUGUAUCAACACUACAGAGUUAUUCGUUUCUUAGUAAUCGGCAGGCUGGAUGUGAAAUUUGGUGGAAUAGGCGAUGUGAUGGAAAUGUGUCAUUCUCAUAGGCAUAAGCAUAAACGAGGAAGGGAACUUGAACAGCACUGGGGGACAACACACCUGUUGUUAACAAAAAUUGCAUUUUUUAAAGAAGUUAUUAUCGCAUCUUUCAACUGUCCUCAUUGUGGAUAUGAAAAUCGAUCUGUGACUCCAGCCUCACGUAUUCAAGAUAAAGGACAACGUUUGACACUUACAGUUACAAACAUGAAAGAUUUGAACAGACGUCUUGUUAUACCAUCAUGUUCAACAGUAAAUAUUCCACAAUUGGAUUCUACAUUUCCUUUUUCUGAUGGAGUUCUGUCAACUGUUGAAGGUACCAUAACAGCGAUAAUAGAUAAUUUGAAUAAUCUACAACCUGAAAGAAGGGAAAGUGAACCAGAGUUGGCAGGCAAAAUUGAAAUUUUCAUUCAUCAACUGAGUAACUUACUGAAUGUAGAAAAGCCAUUUACACUUGUGAUAAAUGAUCCAUCUGGGAAUGGUUUUAUUGAAAAUUAUCUCGCUCCAAAUGAUGAUCCUCAAAUUGAAUUGAUAACAUAUACACGGACAUCGGAACAAGAUGAAUUACUUGGCCUACAGCCUCAACCACCAAUAGAUUUAAUCAAUAAAUUGUCUGUACCUGAAACAAUUGUUGAAGAGGCGACUGUUUUGAAUGAACCUGUGAAACCUAUUGAAAAAGAUGAAGUUAUGUCUUUGUCUACCAAUUGUCCAUCAUGUAAUAGUCCAAUUGAAAACAAAAUGAAAAUUGUCGAUAUUCCUCAUUUCAAGGAGGUUAUACUAAUGGCGGUCAAUUGUUCAAGUUGUGGUUUUAAAGAUUGUGAAGUUAAGUCGGGUACUGGUGUUUCACCUAAGGGUAGACAUUAUAAACUUCGUAUUACGAAUAUCUAUGAUUUGUCACGUGAUAUCCUGGUCUCUGAAUCUGCAGCCAUUAAAAUCCCUGAACUAGAGUUUGAAUCUAUGGGUGGUACACUUGGUGGAAGGUUUACAACUGUUGAAGGCUUAUUAGUAGCGAUAACUGAUCAACUGAUCAGUGCAAAUCCGUUUAUUGUUGGCGAUAGUACUUCAACUGAAGAGUCAAAAGGCAAAUUAGGAUCAAUGAUUGGUCGUUUAAAAGAGAUCACCUCUGGUGAAAAACUUGAUGUAAUUUUUGAAGUUAAUGAUCCUGCUGGAAAUAGUUAUAUUCAGAAUCUGUACGCUCCUGAUCCGGAUCCUGAACUGGAAGUGAUUGACUAUGAACGAAGUGAGGAGGACAAUGAUCUUUUGGGUUUAACAGAUAUGAAGACGGAGAAUUAUGAAACCACCGACAGCUGAGUCCUGUCUCUCGCUUCCUCUCAAUCGACUGGACUAUUUUUUACAGAUAUGAUAACUUGUUUUGAUAAUAACAGU
Molecule: messenger RNA, 3087 nt
Organism: Heterobilharzia americana
Lineage: Eukaryota; Metazoa; Platyhelminthes; Trematoda; Strigeidida; Schistosomatidae
Source: the annotation of a GenBank genome assembly